Liolophura sinensis is the source of this 6039-nucleotide messenger RNA. RefSeq names its product guanine nucleotide exchange factor for Rab-3A-like. Gene Ontology annotation, cellular component: Golgi to plasma membrane transport vesicle. Gene Ontology annotation, biological process: exocytosis. NCBI's taxonomy places the organism in Eukaryota, Metazoa, Mollusca, Polyplacophora, Chitonida, Chitonidae. The record is from RefSeq and is a predicted model, not a curated record. Gene Ontology annotation, molecular function: guanyl-nucleotide exchange factor activity.
AACAUGGAGGAAUUUCAAGUAGCUGCUUGUGUUUGUUGAUAUCGAUAAAAGUAACAGAAAACAGAUCAGGGUGUUUCAAGGGCAUCAUCAAGUGUGAGAAUGUCAGCAGGAGCUGUAAAGGAGAGUUUGUCCCCAAUGGGUCAACCGCAGUGUAACUCAGAAGGGACUGGUCACUCCAGCAAGGACAUCAGUAACUGUCCACGCAGCGAGCCCGACGGUCAAUCUACAGAGACCUUUCAGGCAGGAUCUGGACUCGCAGCUAAACAGACCCUGUUGCAGACAGCCAGCAACGGAUCUGUCAAAGUGGGAGAAAAUAACAACAUCAACUGUUUGCCAAACGGCGCACACAACAAUAACAAGGCUGUUGUGGAUGCUAAUUAUGUGUGUGAUACAUCAGCUGUUCUGCAGGCCAAUGGGACAGAACCAACUUCUGAUGCUGGAGAGGCCAUGGACACUGUGAACACAGAAGUCCCUUUACGAAGCCACGGCAAACCGCGGGAUUUCCGGAGCACACGCUCUGAGAUCCUGACAUCAGAGCUGUACCGUCGUCGCAGUGCCUCAAUGAUGGAAGUGAAGGAGCAGGCCCAUGGCAGACUGCAGGAGGAACUCAUCAAAGCUCAAAGGGAGCUGAAGCUGAAAGAUGAGGAGUGUGAGAAGCUGGCUAAGGUUAGAGACCAGAUGUGCCAAGAACUAGAGGAGCUGACUGCUUGUCUCUUUGAGGAGGCUAACAACAUGGUACAAGAAGCAAAUAUGAAGAGAAUGCAUUCUGAAAAAUUGCAGUCUGAGGCAGCAAAUAAGAUUGAAGUCUUGCAAGCAGAGGUUCUAGCUCUCAAACAAAUUGUCCUAACCUCCACCCCGAGCACACCAAACAAACACCUCCACCCCCAGAUAGAGACCACCAGCCACAAGAAGAAGGAGAGCCGCCCCUUCUGGAAAGGUCACAGGAGGUCUACUAGUCAUCACGAGUUUACGAAGGAGUCACGUCAAGAGGCAGAAGAAAGGCAGCAGGAGUCAAUACGGAUUGUUGAGGUUGAUCCAGUCUGCAUACUGGAGUUUAGGUCAUGGCGACAAAGUCCACAGCUCUCCAGAAACUGCCAGUUUUUAUCACGGGUUGUGUUUGAAGACAUUGCUCCCUGCUUAAACUUUGCAAGUAAAGAGUUAGCAGCCAGGGUACAACAAUGUGUAGAGAACAACACCCUGACGAUAGAACCCAUCUCUGGGGACAGUUCGUUCCCAAGAAAGUGCUCCUUGUCUGAUUCUCCUAAGUUAUGCAAUUAUAAGAUAAAGCUGGGAGAAGACACCCGGUGGUACCCCAUAUCACAACACUGUAGAAACAGAAUAGCAUCUGUGUGUGACUUCUAUACCUAUAUCAGGUAUAUAUAUCAGGGCCUCGUGAAAAGUGAAGAUAAAGAUGUUUAUAAUGAGAUUGUUCGACUGAGGCGGCAGAUGGCAUUGUCAAGACUGGGGCUGUUGUAGCUUGACUUCACAUUUCAUGUCCAUUCUCGUUCAUAAACAUUGCUGAGAAAGCUAUGAAAUCCAGCCUUGGAGAGGAUCGAGUGACUUUGUUGAACUGGACUGAGAUAACCAAGGCAGUGUAAUGUGUAGUAAUGCAUGGAGUAGGUGUCAACUGUCAAAAGUGAGCUUGGUAUGGGAAUUCCUGUCAGAGAUUCUUCACUAAGUGCCAAGUUUGUCACUCCUGGAGUGGUCUUGUCCAUUGUCAUCAUUUCAUGUAUGUUAUCCAUCCAGAGGAGUUGUGAAUUCAUCAAAUUCAUCAUUGUGAAGUCAUUGCGGACCUUGGACUUGAGAGCAGCUACAUAUAACAGUUAUCUCCUUGUGUGACUUCAUUAUCUCUCCUUGGAGUAUGGCUGGAUUAAACCGAAAGCCUGGCGUGCAAGCAGUGAAACCUGCCAUACCCACCUGUGUAAUCUGUCAACUCCCAUCCACCGGUAAUUAAAAACAAACUAAGUUAAAUAAAAAAUGAUCACUGAAAAGCCAACUCAUAAUGAUGUGUGUUAACACUCCCAAGAACGAGUUCUUUGCCAUAUUAGUCUGAAGACACUCAUGGAAUGUAUGUAACAGUCUUUGUGUACUAGACUGAAACACUGUGGACUUGAAAUGGAUACUUGCAGAAUUAAAAUAAAGAAUUAACCAGAAUUAAAAGUCAUCUGAUACAUAAACAUGUGUUUUAACAUGUAUGAUUUCAGGAACAAGGGUAUUAGAAGUACAUACCAUCACAGACGUAGCUGGUACAGGAACUUAUCUGGUCGUUGUACAGAUAGCUCUAGAACAUUGUAGUAUUGAUUUAUCAUGUGUACAAUCAAGGUGCCCCUGGGUGUAACUCAUUUACCAUCUGUACAAAAUAUUUAAUUUGUAUAAUUUUUUUUCUAUUUAACUUCAAACCAUAAGGUACAAACUUUCGUGUUUUAUGCAUAUAUAAAUAUAUAUUAGAGAUGAAUUACAAGCUCAUUCAAGUUUAUAUGGUUCUUUGCAUGUUGUCCUUCAAUGUAUGUCCUUCAUAUGUUUGUGAUGCUUGAUAGCUUUGAACCUUGUGUUUAAAAUGUUGACCCAAAAUGACCAGAUAAACUUGGAAACAUCUUUAUGAACAAUGGAAACUUUCCCAAAUUUGUGAAAAUUUUAGAAUAUUUUUCCUAAAGCCAAAGGGUAAAUCAAAUUUUUUAAGUAUAUAGUGUUUCAUUUUUUAAUCUAUUUCUUUACAUAAUCUUACUUUGACUUUAAGGUAAGGUUGGAAAACAACAUGUGGAAUUUUUAUGCUUUAGGCAUGUCAAGAUGAGAGAUUAUAUUAUUGUUGUUGGUGUUUUCUGCCUUAUUGGUAUACAAUGAAGUGAAAUCAAAUAAUUGGUUGGUGGAACUGGAAUUGUGUAGACACUACAUUAAUGAAACGACAUGUUAAAGUCUCCCGGGAAGUAUUAGCUGGCCAGUCAUAGUGUGUCACCAUUAUAAGCUGUAGUGGUUAGAUAUUAGUACAGCAACACAAGACCAUUUUAGUCGUGACCAUGUGUCAUGGCAUCCAUGGUAUAUUGUGUUUAUACAAACAUAGUGUGGCCAAGUAUCUGUCAUACAUAUUUUUGGAUACGGCCUUUUGUUUUUUCAGGCAUCUUAUCUUUUCAGGAUGGAUUCCAUCACAUCUGCAUACUUGUACCAGUAUUGUUGCUUAUUGGAGAUCAGGCACUACUUUCUCCUAUGAUUUGGUUGUGUUACUUAUGUAGUAUGUAUGAUUAAAAUUUCUACUUAAUUUUUGUACAUCUUUGUAUAUAAUGUGUGUUUAUAAAAUAUCAGAAUGUGGCGUGUCAAAGGAAUGCAUGACAUCAAAAGUCACAAUCCCUUGCUUUAGUCCUGGUAAGGAGUUUGGAUUGGACUUAAGUUGUAGACAGACCCUAGCCCUAGCUGGAAGAGUGGACUAGAUUGCAUUGGUUCGGAUAACUGUGUGCUUCACCAAUAUGUUUUUAUCAGUCUCCUGCUGGCUCUUCUAUGGUCAGUAGAUUUUACUAGUUCCUGGCACAGUGCUCUGGUUUCCCCUUGCUCACAGACCUGACCAUUAUCAGAAUCAGAGACAUUAUCAUCAAGAUAUGUAGUAGUGUUAGCGGUCAAAUAUGGAAGUAAACAUAUGUUUAAUUACAUUUCAAAUGGCAUUGUCAUUUGCAGGUCACAUUGCUUAUCACAAUUAACCUGUAUAUAGCAGGGUCAUUCACUGAAUUUUACAUUAUCUAAGGUUAGAAGAAUGUUUUUACAGCUGUUUACACAACUGAAAUGCUGAUGAUGACCAGCAUUUUUAUUUAGGUGUUAGUUACACAAAAAAUACUGGUCACUAGUGUUUCUAUUCUGGCAUUUAACACUGAUAUACUUAUCUCUGAGGUGGACUCAUUUUGUAUUCUUGUACUUCUCAUUGAACAUCAUUGAACUGUGGGUUAUUGUUAAAUGUGUCAAUUGAACAUAGUUGAAGGCUGAUAUAAGAUUAGUUACAUACACGUACAUUUAAGGACAUGGACAGUACUGAUUGUUUGUUUAUAGUAAUGCCAAUUAUAGUAUUAAGUUAUGAACAAUCCUGACAGACCUGUUUAAUUGUAUAAACAACUAAUAUUGGGACAAUCAGUCAGACUGAACAUACACUAACAACCAUAUCACAGUGGGAGGGAGAAUCAUCCCUGAAUACGCUCUGUUUCUGGUACGGGACCUUGUGUAUGGUUCUAUUACCUAAUUUAUGAGAAGAAAACAAACUAUAGGUGGCCUUUUCAAGCAGGUUAGGUUUUCCAGACGUGAAUAACUUUACCAUUUAACUUUACACACAAGUUAAGAGUAGUUGAAAAUAUUUGGCCGUUAUUAGCGGUUUUCAAGUUUUUCUUACGUGAAUAACAAUGUAGCCUACUUCACCACUUAACUGAACACACAAGUUAAAAGGAAUCUAAAAUAUUUUGGAAUUUUCUUGACCGUUUCGAGCAUUUUAAGUUUUCCAGACAUGAAAAACUAUGUUCUUUCCUACUGAACUUUACAUACCAGUUAAGAGUAGUCUAAAAUAUGUUGGAAGGUACUUGGCCUUUACAAGCAGUUUUCCUUUUUGCACAUGAAUAAUUAUUUACUUUACAACUUAACUUUAAUAACACACAAGUUAAAAAUGAGUCUAAAAUAUUUUGGAAUGUUCUUUACUGCAUCAAGAAGGUUGAAGCUUUUCCACACAUGUAUAACUACUUUAUCACAAAAACACUGAAAACAAGUUAAAUUUGUUGAUCAUGAACAAUUUAGUCUAUAUGUAAAAGUAUACAUGGUUGUCCAUUGCUGGAUGUUGUGACAGUCACGGUGUGGAAAUGCACAGGGAUAAUAUGUUGGGGCAAGUUAAACAACCAUGAGGUGAAUGUGACAAGACUACUUUAGUUGUGGGUAGCUUGAAGCUGUGUCACAGUUAAGUGGGUUGAUUGGGUCCAUGUACAGGUGAAGGCCAAAAUGUCAUGUUUGUUGCCAUAUAUUUGCAUGUCUGAUGACAGGUAUAGUGUUGUGUUGAGGGUUUCGUGCUGUGGGCUCAAUCAAUAAUGGCAAGUUUUCAGGCAGAAUUAGUGACUUAAGAGCCUGAUAAUAACUUGAGUCUGGACUAAAGGGAGACUUGACAUCGAAGUCAAGAGUAUAAGAAUGUAAGCCAGACUUGUCCUUCAUACACUUUCAUUAUCUGUAAGAGUUGAACUUUGUGUUUUUUUUUACCUGUAUAUACAAUUAUGUUGUCUAUUAUAACAUUUUCAUAAAACCAGCUAAGUACAUGAAUUUUGUUCACAUUUUUUCUGCUUGUAGAACUGUUCACAACACGUAAAAGUUGUACUUAUUUUUCACUUGACAUCAGAGAAACACAUUGAAAAUUUCAGCAUGUAUAGAUUUACGUAAGUUUGUGGGACUGAGCUGGUAAUGUCAAGGAUAAUAUUGUUCAGUAAUCAUAACUUGGCACUCUGGAAAAAGCUCAAAAAAUGGUGACAUAUACAGCAACUGGUAGUCAUGGUGAUAGUGGUCACUCUCUGGUUGAUCGCUGGUUGAUCACUCUCUACAUGUGUCUAAACUGCCUGACUGCAGUAGUAUGACCCACUAAUUUUGAACAGGAUCAUUCUUAUGCAGAAGACAAUGGAAGUUUUCAUUGUUUUGAGACUUCUGUGAUCAUUAUCAAAGGAGCUGAAACUGCCCAACGUAGCCCCAACAUCUUGGUGAUCAUGUCUCGAUGUCUGCGUAAGCUGGGAUAAGUUUGCCUUCAGUUGAGUAUCAUCCCUUUACUUUAACGGCAGAGCACAGUAGCUAACACAAUCUAUUUAUUCACAGCUCCCUGCAGUGAAUUGAACUACUUGUACCAGCAGUUUAGGAGAGCCAUUGUUCCAACAGAGUUUAUAAACCUGAAUAUUGUUGAUGUAAUAUUUUAAAUGAAUUGACAAAGCUCAUGUGUUUUAACAAUCAAAGUCUUCCUGAGGAAUGACCCAUGAGGGGCCAACCCAACAUUGUUUACAAUUGUUCUAUUGUAUGAUGUUCAAUAAAUUGUUUCAUAUUGUAUUGUAA